Abrus precatorius (Indian licorice) is the source of this 2999-nucleotide messenger RNA. RefSeq names its product plant intracellular Ras-group-related LRR protein 4-like. The record is from RefSeq and is a predicted model, not a curated record. The coding region runs from base 765 to 2495 and encodes 576 amino acids. Gene Ontology annotation, molecular function: protein binding. The transcript is spliced from 4 exons. NCBI's taxonomy places the organism in Eukaryota, Viridiplantae, Streptophyta, Magnoliopsida, Fabales, Fabaceae.
GUUCCCCCCCAUUCCAUUUAUUCUCUCUUUUAAUAUUUUCUAGAAACUUACUCUAAUCUUUAUUAUACACUUUUAUAUUUGUACUAUCUAAAUUAUUUUCAGUGUAAAUUUUAAUACGUAUAUCUAUAUUACAUAUUCAAAAAAAUUUAUGUGUGGUUUUAAAAAAAAGUUUUUACUGUCUUAAAACCAUUUUUUAUUUUAUUUCGGUAUGGAAUUGUGUAUUCUUAAUUCCUAUUUGGAACUAAGAGCAGUUGUUGUUGGAUGAAGCAGUUAACAAAACCGCGGCGGGGGAAAAGAAAAAUAACAAGAGUGGUGGGGUGGUGUGGUUAAUUGAGGAAUGGGAGAAGGGUAUAUCGGGAAAGAAGAAAAGUGGUGCAUAAGACAAAAGGAAAGGAGGAGUAGAAGAAGAGGAAGAUGAAGAGGAAAGGAGUGUGAGAGAGUAUGCAGAUCUUGUUGACACUCACAACUCAACCGUCACAAUCCCAUUCUCAAAACGCCCCCUUUUCAUUCCUCUCUCCCAACUCAACAAAACCCUUCUUCACCUUUGCUUUUCAAUUCAAAUCCAGAUUCUUUCCUCUUUCUAUUCUAUUGUGUAAUAAAAAUAACAAUGGGCUGUGAAGCUUUGUAACUUUGUCUGGUUAGUUUGUUGGGUACUGUUUCUGUACUUGAAAGUUCAACCCUUGAAUUUUAGUGAAUUGGGUGUUGGUUAUGGUGUUGAAGUUUUGAAAUUUCGGUGAUUUAGAAUCUGGGUAUUGGUGGGUAAGAUGGAGUGUUGGAAUUCGGUUGAUGGGGUGGUGGAAGAGAUAAUGAGGAUUCAUAGAUCUUUGCCAACUAGACCUGGGAUUGAUGAAGUUGAAGCAGCGAAAAGUUUGAUCGUGAACGUUGAGAAAGAAGACCAAGCGAGGCUUGAAUCCGUAGCAAGACAAACCAAGGGUUCUGAUGUGCCUGAAGAGCUCUUCAUGAUUCUCCAAGAGAUGCAGAAGAAUUUGGUUUAUUUUCAGAGCAAGGAGCAGAAGAGGGAGGCUGUGAAAUUGCUUGAUCUUGAAAACGUUCACUCUCUGUUUGAUGAAUUGAUUCAGAGGGCUUCCAAGUGUGUUUCCUCUCCUUCUAGUUCUACGUCUCGCAAAACAAGUUAUUCCAAUGGUUCUGCUUCCACGGUUUCUACAAGUUUGUCAAAGAGUUCGGUUUCUGGUUCGGGUUCUAAGGGUGGUUUUGAUAAGCCUCCACCAGUUCCUUCUGCUGCUGCUGCUAGCUUGUUCAAUGCAGAGAAAGAACCUGGCAAGGCUGCUGAAUUGUUCACACGAGAUGACAGUUAUGUGAAGAAGUCCAAGUCCUCCUUCUACUCCAAUGCAUAUGGAAUUGAACCCACGAUCCAAUCCAAACCCAAUAUAUUGGAUUCAUCAUUAAAAUCCACAAUUAGUGCAGGUCAAGAUGGUGAUAAGUUGAGUUUGAUCAAACUUGCUAGCUUAAUUGAAGUUUCUGCUAAGAAGGGCAGUCGUGAUCUGAAGCUCCAGAACAAGUUGAUGGACCAGGUUGAUUGGCUACCCGAUUCCAUAGGGAAGUUAUCAAGUUUGAUCACUCUUGAUUUGUCAGAGAAUCGGAUUAUGGCACUACCUGCCAUAAUUGGAGGCCUUUCAUCUCUGACCAGAUUGGACUUGCAUUCCAAUAGAAUCACUGAGCUUCCUGAUUCUAUUGGAAAUCUCCUUAGUCUGGUCUAUCUUGAUCUGCGAGGAAACCAGUUAUCACUUUUGCCUGCAUCUUUUAGCAGGUUAAUACGUCUAGAGGAGCUUGAUUUGAGUUCAAAUCAGCUUUCAGCACUUCCUGACUCUAUAGGGUCACUUGUUAGCCUAAAAAUACUGAAUGUGGAAACAAAUGAUAUAGAAGAGCUUCCACAUUCUAUUGGGAAUUGCUCUUCCCUUAGAGAGCUUCGUGUUGACUAUAACCGGCUUAAAGCACUACCCGAAGCUGUGGGAAAGAUUCAGAGCCUAGAGAUUUUGUCUGUGCGGUAUAAUAACAUCAAACAACUACCUACGACAAUGUCAUCUCUAACAAACCUGAAGGAACUUAAUGUGAGCUUCAAUGAGCUUGAGUCAGUGCCUGAGAGCUUAUGUUUUGCCACAUCCCUUGUCAAGAUGAACAUAGGAAACAAUUUUGCUGACAUGAGAUCCUUACCAAGAUCCAUUGGCAACCUUGAAAUGCUUGAGGAAUUGGACAUAAGCAAUAAUCAGAUACGUGUGCUUCCUGAUUCAUUUAGGAUGCUCACACGACUACGCGUCCUGCGAGUCGAAGAGAAUCCCCUUGAAGUUCCACCAAGAGAUAUAGUUGAGAAAGGAGCACAGGCUGUUGUCCAGUACAUGGCUGAGCUUGUGGAGAAGAGGGAAAAGAAAGAUGUCAAAUCACAGCCACUUAAGCAGAAAAAGAGUUGGGCUCAGAUCUGCUUCUUUUCAAAGUCUAACAAAAGAAAGCGUGAUGGGGUUGAUUAUGUGAAAGCCUGAUUUCAUUUUAUGACACCAUUUUUAUCAAGCAAGAGAUUCCAUGUGGAUAUGCACUUAAAAAUAGAGACAAAUAUAUCUCAGACUGUGUCAAUAAUAUGCAAAGAUAUGGAUCGUGCGAGAAUGAAUUGACAGUCUUCGUAGGCUGUUAUAAUUUGGCUUGACUUGGCGGUAAAAAUUGUAGAUUUCUUGUUCUAUAUUUUCUGAUUUUUUUUUCCUUGUACAAUUUGAAUUUUCUAUUUAUUUCAUUUGUAUUUCUGUUGUCUUGAAAGUAGAAGUGUACACAGUCCAACAGGCAAACAGAGACGGAUACUGGGGGAGAAACCGAAGAUGAUUAUGUACUAUGGUUAUGUAUGUACAAUUGUAACUUCACUCUAUUGUUAAACCAAUUACAGUUACCCUUUGUACCAUUUUCAGAGAAUGUCUUCUUUCAGUAAAUGAUUAUGCCAUCUCGUUAACUUUUGUACUUUUGCUAAUGCACUCUAAUAUGAAUGAAAUUUACUUUGG